Oncorhynchus tshawytscha (Chinook salmon) is the source of this 2058-nucleotide messenger RNA. Its product is annotated as zinc finger and SCAN domain-containing protein 21. Gene Ontology annotation, molecular function: RNA polymerase II cis-regulatory region sequence-specific DNA binding; DNA-binding transcription factor activity. NCBI's taxonomy places the organism in Eukaryota, Metazoa, Chordata, Actinopteri, Salmoniformes, Salmonidae. The record is from RefSeq and is a predicted model, not a curated record. The coding region runs from base 95 to 1219 and encodes 374 amino acids. The transcript is spliced from 2 exons. Gene Ontology annotation, biological process: regulation of transcription by RNA polymerase II.
AACCUACAGGAUGCUUUUGUCUUUCAUGCCGUGCCACGUGAUGAAAACAACACCGCUUGCUAUCUCGUGAAUACUCCACUUGCAUUAUCUAAAAAUGUUUAAAAUACAGUUGUUGAGGGUUUUUCUCAACGAGAGAUUAACAGCUGCUGCUGAAGAGAUAUUCGGGGUCGUUGAAAAAACGAUAGCAGAGUAUCAGGAGGAAGUUGUCCGUCUACAGAGGCUGCUCGACAUUGUUCUUCAACCUGAGCCUGAUAUAACGUUAAAGCUACACAGAGCAGACCUCCAACAGCGUACUCUCUCUGUAUCUGAAGAGGAGGUUCCCUCUGAGCAGCAGCAGUGUGAGCAGGAGUGGAGCCCCAGUCUGGGACAGGAGGACACAGAGCCCAUACAGAUUAAAGAGGAAGAGGAGGAACUCAGGACCACUCAGGAGGAAGAGCAGAUUCAUGGGUUUGAGACUGAUACUAAAGACUCCAUAUUCACUGCUGGCUGUGUGAAAAAUGACUGUGAUGAGGACCCAACUCAUCCCUCACGUCUCUAUCAAGCCCAAAAGGAAGGAAAUGGCAAGAGAGACCCUACAACUGAACAGAUCACAACACAACCUGAUGGAGAGGACUACAUAGAUUCAGAACCAAUCAGUGUCUCCCAGCCCCUCUCUGCAGUAAAUCCAGAUGCAGCUCAAAGUGAAAACAUUGAAAGUGUAGGUGGUAUGGAGACUGGAGGAACUCUGUCAGGUUUUAAGCCAGUCAUAUCAAAGAGAUCAGAGAUGGCAAAAGGACAAAGGUCCCGUAUCAAUACUAAGGGUAAGACAUCGACACAAUUCUCCCUCCUGAAAUCACCCAGUCAAAGUCAUGCUACUUCCUAUUGUUGUUCCUGCCCUGUUUGUGGUACAUGCUUCAACCAGAAUGAAGAUCUGAAAAGACACAUGAGGAGCCACACAGGAGAGAAUCCAUAUUAUUGUCAUGAUUGUGGCAAAACAUUCAUUCGGAGUGGACAUCUAAAAAUACAUAUGCGGAUUCACACAGGGGAGAAACCUUUUAAUUGUCGUCAUUGUGGCCAAGGAUUCAACCAGAAUGGAAAUCUAAAAAGACACAUGAGGAUUCACACAGGAGAGAAACCUUAUCACUGUCAUUUUUGUGGCAAAGGAUUCUGCAACAGCAGUAAUCUGAAAAAACACAUACGGAUUCACACAGGUGCAGGGUUUGGGUCAAUUCCAAUUUAGUUAGAAAUUCCAAUUCAAUUCUUGAAUUCACUCAAGAAGUGGAGAAUUUACAUUGAAUUCAAUUCAAAUUUCAACAAUCUAAGUUAUGGAAUGGGAAUUAGACUGAGUUGGAAUUGUAAAAACAUUUAAUCUUUGGAAUUGAAUGAAAAUGUAUGGAAUUUAUCCACUUAGAAUUAUUUUAUUGCAGGAUUUGUUAUAAAUCAUUUCAACUUGUAAUUAUAUAUUUACACUAUAGCUAAGCGGUCUGAACAGUGACAUGAUCAGCCAGAAAGAAGCCUGAAUUAAUUUAAUUUGAAUUGGAAUUUGUGGAAUUGGGGAUAAUAUUGAAUUGGGAAUUGAGUUCUUGGAAUUUACCUAACAUUGGAAUUGGGAGGAAUUUAAUUACUGAUCUGGAAUUUGAAUUUACAGGGAGAGGGAAUUUAAUUAGAACUGAAUUUGUGGAAUUAACCCCAACCCAGUACAGGGGGAGAUAAGCCAUUUCACUGCCCUGAUUGUGGCAAAACACUAAUGUUACAGCUCGAUCAACAAAUGAAUUCACACAGAGGAGAAAUAAGACUGUUACUGCCCCAACUGUGGCACAGGCUUCAGUCCGAUUGAUCAUCAAAAGAUACACAAGGACUCACACGGGAGAAAUGAUAUCAUUGCCGUGUUGAUGACUGAUGUUUCAGGAAUGACACAAAUCCAAAAAGUACUCACAUGGGAGAAACAAUUAAGAUGCAAUGAUUGAUAUGCUUAAGUGGGCCCAUUCAUAUAAAUGAACCUUGUGAAACCUUGUAUUUUUUCUUCAUCCAGGGAUGGUGUGUUUUAUUCACAACAUAAUAAAUGUUGAUAACCUUGUU